This is a messenger RNA of Leptosia nina, 723 nucleotides long. NCBI's taxonomy places the organism in Eukaryota, Metazoa, Arthropoda, Insecta, Lepidoptera, Pieridae. The record is from the annotation of a GenBank genome assembly.
AUGAGAUUUCUGAUUGUUGCCGCCGCCGUCCUCGCCUGCGCCGCAGCCGCGCCCUCUGGCGCCCUGCUGGCCGCACCCUACGCUCACGGGCUAGCCGCACCCUACGGUCACGGGCUAGCCGCACCCUACGCGCAUGGGUUAGCCGCCGCCCACCUGGCAGCGCCCUUAGCGGUGGCGCACGCCGCCCCCUUGGCCGUAGCCCACGCUGCCCCAGUAGCCGUAGCCCCCACCAUCCCCCCAGGUGACCUCCAGGGAGCCGCCAUCGACGCCCACGUUGAAGCAUCCGACCACGCUCGUGCCGCCGUCGACGCCGCCCGUGAAUACCACGACCAAGCUUCCGAAGUCCAGGGUCAAGCCGUGAACGCUGCUGAAGACCACGCAUGGCAGGCGGUUGACGCUGCCCAGACCGCUCAAGCCCAGGUUGAUGGCGCCGCCGCCGGUGUCGCCCCCAACGUAGCCCGUCAAUUGGUCGGCCACGCCGCUCCCGUUGUCGCCGCCGCCCCAGUUGCCGCGUACGCCGCUCCAGCUUACGCCGGUCAUGCCGCUUACGCUGCCCCCGCUUACGCCGGUCACGCUGCGUACGCCCCAGCCGUAGCUGCCUACGCUGGCGCCAGCUCAGUAGCCCACUCAUCUCUCUCCCAGACCCACCCGGCCCCAGUAGUCCACGCCCCCGUCGCGUACGCGGCGCAUGGUUACCCCCACGGUCUCGCGCACGCAUGGUAA